CCGGCAUGAGCCACAUCCAGAUCCCGCCGGGGCUCACGGAGCUGCUGCAGGGCUACACGGUGGAGGUGCUGCGACAGCAGCCGCCUGACCUCGUCGAAUUCGCAGUGGAGUACUUCACCCGCCUGCGCGAGGCCCGCGCCCCAGCCUCAGUCCUGCCCGCCGCCACCCCACGCCAGAGCCUGGGCCACCCCCCGCCAGAACCCGGCCCGGACCGUGUCGCCGACGCCAAAGGGGACAGCGAGUCGGAGGAGGACGAGGACUUGGAAGUUCCAGUUCCUAGCAGAUUUAAUAGACGAGUAUCAGUCUGUGCUGAGACCUAUAACCCUGAUGAGGAAGAGGAAGAUACAGAUCCAAGGGUGAUUCAUCCUAAAACUGAUGAACAGAGAUGCAGACUUCAGGAAGCUUGCAAAGAUAUUCUCCUUUUCAAAAAUCUUGAUCAGGAACAGCUUUCUCAAGUUCUUGAUGCCAUGUUUGAAAGGAUAGUCAAAGCUGAUGAGCAUGUCAUUGACCAAGGAGAUGAUGGAGACAACUUUUAUGUCAUAGAACGGGGAACUUAUGACAUUUUAGUAACAAAAGAUAAUCAAACCCGCUCUGUUGGUCAAUAUGACAACCGUGGCAGUUUUGGAGAACUAGCUCUGAUGUACAACACCCCGAGAGCUGCUACCAUUGUUGCUACCUCAGAAGGCUCCCUUUGGGGACUGGACCGGGUGACUUUUAGAAGAAUCAUAGUGAAAAAUAAUGCAAAGAAGAGGAAGAUGUUUGAAUCAUUUAUUGAGUCUGUGCCCCUCCUUAAAUCACUAGAGGUGUCAGAACAAAUGAAGAUUGUGGAUGUAAUAGGAGAGAAGAUCUAUAAGGAUGGAGAACGCAUAAUCACUCAGGGUGAAAAGGCUGAUAGCUUUUACAUCAUAGAGUCUGGCGAAGUGAGCAUCUUGAUUAGAAGCAGGACUAAAUCAAACAAGGAUGGUGGGAACCAGGAGGUCGAGAUUGCCCGCUGCCAUAAGGGGCAGUACUUUGGAGAGCUUGCCCUGGUCACCAACAAACCCAGAGCUGCCUCAGCUUAUGCAGUUGGAGAUGUCACAUGCUUAGUUAUGGACGUACAAGCAUUCGAGAGGCUUCUGGGGCCCUGCAUGGACAUCAUGAAGAGGAACAUCUCACACUAUGAGGAACAGCUGGUGAAGAUGUUUGGCUCCAGCGUGGAUCUGGGCAACCUCGGGCAGUAGGUGUGCCACACCCCAGAGCCUUCUUAGUGUGACACCAAAACCUUCUGGUCAGCCACAGAACACAUACAGAAAACAGACAUGACAGAACUGUUCCUGCCAUUGCCGCCACUGCUGCCAUUGCUGUGGUUAUGGGCAUUUAGAAAACUUGAAAGUCAGCACUAAAGGAUGGGCAGAGGUUCAACCCACACCUCCACUUUGCUUCUGAAGGCCCAUUAUUAGACCAGUUGUAAAGAUUACUCCAACCCAGUUUUUAUAUCUUUGGUUCAAAACGGCAUGUCUCUCCAACAAUUUAAGUGCCUGAUACAAAGUCCAAAGUAUAAACAUGCUCCUUUCCUCUCUUGCUGCUACUCUUGCUUUUGGAAGUUACCACAGGGUCUGCAGAAACCUGUUGUAUAACUGUAGACACUCUGUAAUGGUUCUCAAAGGAGGAAAUGUAGCCUUCAGUCUCCUCAUUUGUCCUUUGAGAAAGUCCACAUUUGUUCACAGUUGCAGCCUUUGGUUUUACAGUGGGAAAUGGUGUGGUGGAUGAUAUGGACAUAUGUAGCCCAGUGGCAUUGUACUUUCUGCUGACAGCUGCACACAUUACAGCUGUCUCCAAACCCACAGUGAUGCUUAGGGAAAGACCCUGCUCAGGACCCAGCAGGUCAGCACCCCAGAGCAGACUGAUAGGUCAGUGGGACCCAUGUUAGAGCAGAAAAUUUGGGCUCAGCACAUUUUACUGUUAGUAGAGAGCCAGGAAAGGUUUUCUGGGUUGGGGAUUUUGUGGGAUUUUUAAAUUUUUUUAGUAGGUUUUGUUUAACCUCUGUGCAGUUUGUAUGAAUGAAUUGCUAUACAUUUAUAAGGAGCCAGGGUCUGGAGGGUUGCUAUUACUUUGUCCAGCCCAAAUACCUUCCUGGGCAACUCCUGCCAUUUGUUUGCAGUUGCCUCUACUAGCUGAUGGCAGUAUGCUGGAAAGAGGUUGUACUAUAAAGAGAGUUCUUUCCUUCUACUCCAGAGUUGUUGUGUAGCUUUGCCGUUGAACCCAUCAAUUUUUAAACUCUUUAAAGAAGCAGCAGCUAUUUUUUUGAAAUUAAAGAAAAUUCUCAGGCCAGGCUCAAUGGCUCAUGCCUAUAAUUGUAGUGCUUUGGGAGGCUGAGCUGGGAGGAUCGCUUAAGACCAGCCUAGGCAACAGAGUGAGACCCUGUCUCUACAAAAACAAAAUUUUUUUUUUUUUCUUUUUGAGACGGAGUUUCGCUCUUGUUGCCCAGGCUGGAGUGCAAUCGUGUGGUCUUGGCUCACCGCAACCUCUGCCUCCCAGAUUCAAGUGAUUCUCCUGCCUCAACCUCCUGAGUAGCUGGGAUUACAGGCAUGCGCCACCAUGCCGGGCGAAUUUUGUAUUUUUAAUAGAGACAGGGUUUCUCCGUGUUGGUCAGGCUGGUCUCGAACUCCCAACCUCAGGUGAUCCGCCCACCUCAGCCUCUCAAAGUGCUGGGAUUACAGGUGUGAGCCACUGCACCUGGCAAAAAAAAAUUUUUUUUUAAUUUGUCAGGUGUGGUGGUGCAUGCAUGUAGUCCCAAAUACUUAGGAGGCUGAGGUGGAAGGAUCACUUGAGCCCAGGAGGUCAAGGCGACAGUGAGCUGUGAUCAUGCCACUGCACUCCAGUCUGGGUGACACAGUGAGACCCUGUCUCUUAAAAAAAAAAAAAAAAAAGGAAAAAAACUAUUCUUUAGGUAAUUUCACUUGGACAUAUUCAUGUAUAUGGAGUUUGUCAGCUGACUCAGGCAUUUACCCUAAAGAUCAAAUCUGUUUUCAAAAAUUGGCAUUGGCCGGGCACGGUGACCCACGCCUGUAAUCCCAGCACUUUGGGAGGCCGAGGCGGGCGGAUCAUGAGGUCAGGAGUUCAAGACCAGCCUGGCCAACAUAGUGAAACCCCGUCUCUACUAAAAAUACAAAAAAUUAGCCGGGCGUGGUGGUGGGCGCCUGUAAUCCCAGCUACUUGAGAGGCUCAGGCAGGAGAAUCGCUUGAACCUGGGAGUGGAGGUUGCAGUGAGCCGAGACUGCACCAUUGUAUUCCACCCCGGGUGACAAUGCAAGACUCCAUCUCAAAAAUAAAAAAAAAAAUUGGCAUCAUUUACAAUUUCAUAGAAUUACUGUGAAGGCCUUUCUAGUUGAGAUGUUGGGGUAUUUGGGAUUCUAAUUGUUAACCCCAGAAGAAGGUAAUUUAGCUUGUAUUUAUUUAAAACCCAUUUAGCCUUUUACUUAUAUCUGGUAGAAUUCCAGUGAUCAUCCUAAUAAGGUAUAUUUCAGAAUAAUUUUUUUUUCCUUCAGAAUAACUUAGAAUCAGAUGCUAUAAGGGCUCCUAGGAGCAGUGUGAAAUUUCCGUAAAGAUAAAUUUGAAUGUUGUAACCAAGUUUAUAUUAAACCAAGAGGCCAUUUCCAAUAUGAUUUUUUGUUUCUUUUUAACUUGUUAAGUCCCUAAGAGAUUAAAUACUAGGGCUUGAGUCAUUUCUGUUGUGGAUAAUGAUGGCCCACACAGUCACCUUCAACUGUCCACAUAAGCUAGGCUUUCCGCUUUUGCCACGGACAGUGUGACCAAGAUAUUUCCAGAGUAAAUAACCCACCACAACCUUGGUAAUUCCUCUUUUCUUCUUAAGCUCCAGGAAGCGAAAGCAGAAGGACUCUUUUCAGACUGCCCUCUGUAGCCUACAUUGCAGCUUUCCAAAACAGGCAGCUAGCACUGGGAAAGCCCAUGUGGUGACCCCAUAUUUUUCUGAGGUUCUUCUUUUCCAUGGUGUUACUUUAUUAUCAGAAAGUAAAUUCAGAAAACAGGUCUUGCCCUCAGCAGACAAGAACCACACCAGUUUCUUGCAAAGGUAACGGAUACAUUGGGAUUCAGGAGUGACACAGAGGUCCAGCCCCAGAACUUGUGAGGAUUUUGUUUGAACACUGAGCAGAUGCCUUCUCCCUGCCACCCAUCACACUAGUUAGGGCUGGCCAUGAAUUCUAUGCCAGAGUCACUCCUGCAGUCUGCUAGGGAUGGGCCUUCUUAUCCCGCUCUCGCACACAUCCCAGUCUAGUCUUUGCCUUCACAGAGUCCUCCUUGACACCCCUGACUUAAUGAUAGUUGCUGUUUUGGAGUAGAAUUGAUCAGGUUUAAGUCAUCCUGCUCAGGUUGGGCAUAGUGGCUCAUGCCUGUAAUCCCAGCACUUUGGGAAGCCAAAGUGGGAGGAUUGCUUGAGCCCAGGAGUUCCAAACCAUCCUGGGCAACAGAGGGAGACCCUGUCUCUACCGAGAAAAAAAAAAAAAAAGAAAAGUUAAAAAAACAGUUAGCUGGACCUGGUGGUGCACACUCAGUAGGCUGAGGUGAAAGGAUUCCUUUAACCUGGGAGACUGAAGCUGCAGUGAGCCAUGAUCGUGCCACUGCACUCCAGUCUGGGGGACAAAGUGGGACCCUAUCUCAAAAAAAAAAAAAAGUCAUCCUCCUCCAACUACUGAUUGACAUAUGGAUCAUCAGUUCAGACCCUCACUGCAUACAGGAUCCCUAGAGGGUUCUAUUUAAUAGCUUGAGGAGGGGAGACUUUAAAAGGACGUGUGUGAGUGAAAUAGGAUAUAGCCAUUACCACGGUGCCAGGACCUGACAGCGUUCCAAUUCUUUUUGCAGCAUGGGGAAUCAAAGGUGGCAUGCCAAGUUCAACUCAGGGCUGAGGUAUCCACAUUGUCCACAUCAGGCAAGCCCUGCACUGAUGGUUGAGCCUCAUGGAGAGGAGCAUGUGUUGGAAAGAGAUCCCUUUGUUAACUGUUUUGUGAUGUUCUCUUCAAUGAAUUAGAGCUCAUGCCCCUUUUCUGGCUUUGCUGUUGAUUUUGGAUGGUAGAGAAUAUUCCUGAGAGCCUUCCUUUUGGCCCCCAGCUUAUCCCACCCACUCUCUUCUCUUGGUUGAAUUCUCUGAAGGAAAGGUUCAUGUGCUAUUGUCCUGUUAGUCAAUAGUCUUCAUAUAUAAUUGUGUUACAUAUAUUGCUGUAGACUCUCAGAAAUCAGGGUAGAGCUUUUCCUUUGAGCAGUUUAAUGAGUGAAUUCAGCAGCAAAGUGGCAAGAAAUGGUUCUCCGGCCAGGAGAGGUUAUGUUUAUCCUCUGAUUGCCCAUUUUCUCUGCACACAGUGAUAUCGUAUUCAGUGAGAGGUGCUGUUGGCACCUAGCAACACCCUGGGCACACAGCAUUUCAUGUCAUGUCACAGUGUACAAGCUACCCUCUCUAAUUUAGAAAGAAGAGCAUUUUGCACAGAGAAAAAUAAAAAGAUCCAUGAGUGUCAUCUUUUAUCUUUUAUUUUCAGUUGGCUGAUGUUGGAAUUUUUGUUCUUGUCAUGAACUUGUAAACCAAUCUUGCCAAGAUACAAGUUGUUUUGGUUUUUCACUACAAUGACCUCUUGUUCCUCCUGUCUUGACUGCUGACGUUCCUCAAUGAUUCUAUUGUCUAUUUUAUGGGAAGCAGCCUUCCCAUAGGUUUCCUUUUACACACUGCAGGGCUAUCUUUAUACUUAAAAAAAAAAAAAAAAAAAAAGGACAAGAACUGUCACUAACCUCAUGGGGGGGGUUUGCGUAAAACCAUUUAGCCCACCUUGAGCAAAGGGUAGAUUCCGUGUUGUUUUUUUAAGCUCACUGUAAUAAAAUAAAUCUAAUUCAGCAUUAUUGUGCUACCUCAAAGGUAAAAAAUGUUUUAAGGUCUUCUUUUGGUCCUGAGUUCUAUAUACAGUGUUUGAAAUGUCUUUCAAUUGGAAUUAUUUUUUAAAUCCUUGGAGUGAAUUUUAUUUUAAUCUGUUUUAAUCUUGUAUUUUAAUCUCAGAAGAAUAAGUGAUUGAAACGUGAUCAAUUCUUGCUCUGUGGUGUUAAACAUAUAAUGAACAGUCAUUAAGAAUUAAGUCACUGUUUGCCAUAAACAAGGUUGAUGUUCUUUUUGUUGUUGUUAAGGAAACCCUAGGGCUCGGCUUUACUCUCGAUUAAUAAAGGCUGACAAAUCA
Molecule: messenger RNA, 6212 nt
Organism: Gorilla gorilla gorilla (western lowland gorilla)
Lineage: Eukaryota; Metazoa; Chordata; Mammalia; Primates; Hominidae
Gene: PRKAR2A
Product: protein kinase cAMP-dependent type II regulatory subunit alpha
Exons: 11
Coding region: 6-1220 (404 amino acids)
Biological process (GO): negative regulation of cAMP-dependent protein kinase activity
Cellular component (GO): cAMP-dependent protein kinase complex; cytosol
Molecular function (GO): protein kinase A catalytic subunit binding; cAMP binding; cAMP-dependent protein kinase inhibitor activity
Source: RefSeq, a predicted model, not a curated record